Molecule: messenger RNA, 1230 nt
Organism: Penicillium egyptiacum
Lineage: Eukaryota; Fungi; Ascomycota; Eurotiomycetes; Eurotiales; Aspergillaceae
Source: the annotation of a GenBank genome assembly
AUGCAAAUACCAAAGCCCUUUUUGGGCGCCAUAGGAGGCUCAUUUCUCCUCAUCCAGCUCUUGUUUCUCGGAAAUAUGAGCUACUUAUAUGGCAAUGUCUUCAAUGACUCGCAGCGGAUGAAGGCCUUCACAAUUCUUCUCGUCGACUACGACGACAGCAUCGUUGGGCAAUCGGUUAAAGCUGCCUAUUCCCAGCUAGAAAGCCCCAGCUUCCCUACUCUCAUUGAACAUUCAUCUACCGAUUAUCCGACUUCAAACGAUAUCCGUGAAUCUAUCUGCAAGGGUCACUACUGGGGAGCGAUCUACGUAAAUCCCAACGCCUCUUCACGUCUGUCAGCCGCAAUUGCCUCCCCAAAAGCUGCGCAAACAUACCAAAACACCGAGGCAUUGACUUACGUUUGGAACGGUGCCAAGUAUCCAUCCUACGCCCAAGUCAUCUCUUCGAGUCUCCAGAUCUUAGUCCAAGGGACUAGGAGUGCCUACAAUGCUUUGAAUGGAACUGCAGCAAUGUCAACAGCCAACACAACAGAUACAAACAUUGCUCACGUUUUAUUCGACCCAAUCGGCGCCGCAUCAAUCGACCUCAAGCCAACGAACCAGGGUGGUCGCUUCUACUAUAACACUGUCACGAUGGUGAUGGUCAUCUUGCCGCAAUUUUUCUUCGUUAUGGCUUUGAACGGCAUUUCGGCCGAAACCAAAAUUUUCGAAACCUUGUCCCUAAGACAGAACAUCGCACUUCGACUAGGCAUAUCCGUUUUCUUCACUUUCAUCACAUCGCUCUGCAUGAGCGGCUAUAUCUGGGCCUUCCGAGAAGAUUGGGCAACCACGCAUAGUCAGUUUCCAUUAACAUGGAUAAUCCUGUGGCUCGCUAUGCAUCUCCACUUCUUCAUUAUGGAUUCAGUCACAGCAGUGCUCCCGAUGAAGUUUAUGCCCUUUUUCGUCCUGACUUGGGUCAUCGUGAAUGUCUCAAGUACACUCAGUCCGUUCGAACUGUCCCCUGGGUUCUACCGCAUCGGAUAUGCUUUGCCCGCAUAUGAGCUCUACCAGGUCCUCAUCGAUAUCUGGACUCGUGGCUGUAACCCGACUCUCUAUCGGUCACUGCCUAUCUUGUUCUCUUGGUGGCUUAUCGGGAUUUUCGCCUUUUUAGCUGCAACGCGCAGGCGAGUGCUUUCACUUUCCAUCUCACUCGAGUCUAGGGGGGCAACUAUCUCUGACCCUGAGAAAGUCUGA